CGGCGGCGGCGGCGGCGGCGGAGCGGAGCCCAGCCCGGGGAUGGAGCCGGCGGCGGCCCGGCGCUGAGGCGCGGCACCAGCAUGGGCACCCGGCAGACCAAGGGCAGCCUGGACGAGAGCUCCGGCGCGCCCUCCGACGCCGCCCCGGGCCCGGGCUCGGCCAUGGCCAUGGCCACGGCCACGGCCAUCCCCCGCCGCCGGAGCUCGGUCCGCGAGCGAGGCGAGUUGUGGGCGGCGCUGCUGCUGCGCUCCGGGUCCAAGGCGGGCCGCUCUGUGUCCGGCUCCACCGCCGGCUCCGGGGUGGGCCUGGCCCCCUACCACCGCCGGGUGACCAUGAUCCAGGAACUGCUGGCGCUGGUGCGCCAGGGCCGCCAGGAGGAGGCCGGCGAGGUGCUCCGGCACCUGCGCCAGGACUUGGGCAUGGAGUCGACGUCCCUGGACGAUGUCCUGUACCGCUACGCCACCUUUCGGAACCUGGUGGACCCCAUCACGCACGACCUCAUCAUCAGCCUGGCCCGCUACGUGCAUUGCCCCAAGACAGAGGGCGACGCCCUGAGCACCAUGGAGAAGCUCUGUCGGCAGCUGACCUAUCAUCUGAGCCCUCACUCCCAGUGGAAGCGCCACAGCAUGGCCAAGAGGAAGUCGUCCCAGGCGUCCCUGAAAUCGGUCCUGAUGACGCCCCCUCCGGACAACAUGGUGGACCUGUCGGGCAUCCCGCUGACCUCCCGGGACCUGGAGCGGCUGAUGUCCUACCUGGAGCGCUGCGGGGACCAGGUGGAAAGCCUGGAACUGGGCUUCACGGAGCUCACCGACGAGAUGGUCCUCCGCCUGCUGCCCGUCUUAAGCACCAUGCCCAACCUCACCACCCUCGCCCUCAACGGCAACCGCCUGACCAAGGCCGUGCUCCGGGACUUCACGGACACCCUCAAAGACCCCAACAAGUUCCCACGCGUCACAUGGAUUGACUUGGGCAAUAACGUGGACAUUUUCUCUCUGCCCCAACCCUUCCUCCUCGCCCUGCGGAAGCGCUCCCCCAAACAGGGCCACCUGCCCACCAUCCUGGAGCUGGGCGAGGGGCCCAUCCUGGAGGAGGCCGAGGAGGAUCUGCCCGAAGUGGCGGACUCCAAGGAGAAGCGUUCGGCCUCUGUGGCCCCCAGCAACCCCCUCAGAGAGAAGGAGUCUGCCUCCCCCCUAGUCAGGCGGACAUGACACGGAGGGAGAGGGUAGGGGUUACCUGUGUGGAAAACUUUGUACAGAGGGAGGUCACCUGGGCACCUUCUGACCAAUGACUCGCCGGGAAGCUUCCCCUUUGGGCAACAAUCAGCCUUACCCAGGUCUCAUUGUAGGGGGGUGGGGGUAGGCAAAGAACCCUGGCAGGGGCUGCCUCUCGGGGUCCCUCCUAUCGCCGCACGUCCCGGCCUUGCCCCUUCGCACAGCGGGCUGCUCGAGGCGGCUCCCCAGAUUGGGGGGUCCAGCCCAGCGGAGAGCGUCCCCUCUCUAGCCUACAGGGAGAGAGGAGUCUGGGGCUUCUGCCUCUGUCCGCCUCCCAGGCUCUCAUCUUGCCAUCCCUCUCUCCUGUGUUGUGUGUCCCGUGAUGUGUCACCACUGGCUCUGGACGCUGCUUGGUCUCUUCCUGGGGCCCCAGCCCUGCUCCCCGCCUCUCCACUCACACAGUGAUGGGGAGCCCCUGCCUCUGCUCAUGAAGUGAUGGGGAGCCCUUGUCUUUCUGCUCACACAGUGAUGGGGAGCCCUCAUGUCUCUGCUCACACAGUGAUGGGGGAGACUGUCAGAGCUUUUCUAGCCGGACUUUCCUUUACAGCAGGAGAACUGGAGGCCCAGAGCGGGGUUCUUGGGACCCAAGCCCAGAAUGGAGGGGCAGAGAAGGACCUAGUGAUCUCAAAGAGAUUGGGGUCUUGCUAGCGAGAAAUCCACUUUCCCCCCAGAGAACACCCUGGAAUGUGGGAUGGGGGCUCCCGUGGGGACCAACCCUUCAGACAAAAACAGGAGCUGGGUGCUGAGCACCCCACGAAGGACCGGAAGAGGCCCCCCCCGGGUCAUGGCCUUGGGACGCUGAGGUUUAGGAGGGAAGGGAGGCCCAGCUAGGGAUCUCCCCCUCGUCCUAGGGACCAAACCCCAAACCUGAAUUCACUGAAGUCCUUUGAUUCAGAAUGCCCCUCCCUGCUCUGGAACCUCACCUGACCACUCUAGAACCACUGCCCUUGCCAGGCCAGAGGCCCACUCUGGACCCCCGGUGGUCGGGGGCGGGGAGCCCAGGCCACACCUGGUGGAGUGGGGGUGAGCCCCCCUUGCCGUCUCAGUGUCUUUCUCCCCAGCGCAGGCUCAGCCCGGUGUGGGGACGUUUGCUGACUUGGAUUUUUUUUAAGGUUGUCUUUUGUACAGUUUCCCAGGAUCUGCAGAGCUCAAGAUCAGACUGGGUAGCUGUCUGUGGCUCGCCCCUCUCCCCCCGGCCCGAGCCUGUCUGGGAUCUGUCCGUGUCCCCGUCACUCUGCCUCCCACCCUGGGGGGGUCGGGCCUGAGCAGACCUCCAAGCCACCCCAGGCUGGCUGCGUGUCCCGCCCUCGUUGGAAAUAAAGGCGCCAGCCAGAGUCUAGACCCA
This is a messenger RNA of Sarcophilus harrisii (Tasmanian devil), 2617 nucleotides long. RefSeq names its product leucine rich repeat containing 75A (gene LRRC75A). Bases 82 to 1209 code for a protein of 375 amino acids. The record is from RefSeq and is a predicted model, not a curated record. The transcript is spliced from 4 exons. NCBI's taxonomy places the organism in Eukaryota, Metazoa, Chordata, Mammalia, Dasyuromorphia, Dasyuridae.